AUGCAUCUGACUCAAUAUGUGCUCCCUGCAGUCGUUCUGUCAACAGGCGUCAGCGCCUUCUAUCCAUACAUACGCCCGUCAACUGCUACCCCGUCAUUAACCACCAGAUUGGUCGAACGAUUUUACCCAUUCCAUCUGGGUGUGAGCGCUAGCAGCGAUGACGGACCAUUGACUCUUCCGCUUAGAAAGCGAUCGACAGUGAAUAGGCGAGAGAACAAGUACACGAUCGUUCAAGGAAACCCUGCAACUGGUCCCAACAGUGUGACCGUCAAUGAGGACGGCAAUGACUUCUCCUACUUCUUUUCGAUGGAAUUCGGCUCAAACAAUCAAUCGAUGUGGAUAUUGUUCGAUACUGGUGGUACAAAUAGCUGGGUAUUCGGGACGGAUUGUACGGUUACUGCCUGUGAAUUGCACAACACCUUCGGCAAGAACGAUUCGACAACGCUGCAGACGACAGGAAACACUUUCAGUGUCGGGUAUGGAUCCGGAACCGUCUCGGGCUUUCUGAGCAGCGACACAGUGAGAAUUGCCAACUUCAGCCUGGAACUCGGUUUUGGGUUGGCCAACAAUGCGUCAAACGAUUUCACCGACUACCCAAUGGACGGCAUUCUCGGAUUGGGGCGUUCCAAUUCCAGCGUCACGGGACCCUCCACAGCAAUGGAGGCUAUCGCCCAGGCAAAACUUCUCCCAUCGAACGUCAUCGGAGUAAGCCUGCAGCGAAACGAGGAUGGCGCCAAGGAUGGUGAAGUCACUUUUGGCGGCGUGGACACCACCAAAUUCGAGGGUGGCAUCACAUACACCGCUGUCAGUACGGCCACUGAUCGGUGGGAAAUACCCAUGGAUGAUGCCGUCGUUGCGGGUACCCAUCUGAACUUCACCGGCAAGUCUGCUAUCAUUGAUACUGGAACGUCAUAUGUUUUCCUUCCACCGGCCGAUGCCACAGCCGUUCACGUCCUGAUUCCGCAAGCGAUUCAAUCCGGCUCAGAAUUUUACAUUCCAUGCUCUACAAACUUGACCCUGCAAUUCAUCUUUUCUGGAGUGGCAUAUAGUGUGUCGCCUAAAGAUUAUGUCGGUAGUCCCACAGAUGGUACUGGAGUGACAUGCUUUUCCAACAUCGUCGGAACCCAAACUUUUGGCUCUGAUGACUGGCUUCUUGGGGACGUAUUUAUGAAGAACGUGUACUCAGUUUUUGACUAUGACCAAAACCGAAUUGGCUUCGCUGCUCGGAAUGGUACGACUUCUACUACGAGUACUCCUUCGACAGUCGCCGCUUCUCCUAGCUCAGGGACAAGCGACACCACAACUUCAACCACCACUACAUCAACAGCUGGUGCAAACCACACCAGUACAUAUACUGGCAGCGCUACCUCAUUCACACUCCCCUCCUCGACCAAACUCGCAACGCUGGUCACCUUCCUAGGCUUGUAUUUCUCCUUUAGCCUAUGA
This is a messenger RNA of Talaromyces amestolkiae, 1446 nucleotides long. RefSeq lists its product as uncharacterized. The transcript is spliced from 2 exons. NCBI's taxonomy places the organism in Eukaryota, Fungi, Ascomycota, Eurotiomycetes, Eurotiales, Trichocomaceae. The record is from RefSeq and is a predicted model, not a curated record. Gene Ontology annotation, molecular function: aspartic-type endopeptidase activity. Bases 1 to 1446 code for a protein of 481 amino acids. Gene Ontology annotation, biological process: proteolysis.